UUCAGUUUACUCGAUUCAAGUGUGGAGGAAUGGCAAUUGGAUUCAGCUGGUCUCAUGUCCUUGGAGAUGCAAUAACAGCUACAAAUUUUAUCAACCUGUGGGCACAGUUACUCAGUGGUGGUAGUCCUAAAUGCCAGCCCAUCCACAAUCAUAAAAUCAAAACAGAAAAGACUCUUAUAAAGUCACCUACCUCCCUCGAACUACUUUCAGUUAAGCAAGUCGAACUUGUUGGAGAUCCCUGGCUAUCUUUGAACAAUAGUAAAAUGGCAACGUACUCCUUCCAAAUUACUGAAGCAAAGAUCAAGCAGAUACAAGCAAAGGAAUCGAGUCAAGUUUCAUCCUUUGAAAUCAUUUCAGCUCUAAUCUGGCAAUGCUUGGCGAAGAUUAGAAAAGAUAAAGAACCCACGUUGGUGACAAUUUGCAAGAAUGACCCUUCAGUAAAAAGAAGUUGGCUUCUUAGCAAUGAGCAAAAGAUAGGUACAGUUGUGUCGGACUUCUUCCCUUCCAAGGUUGCCGUCUCAGAGCUAGCAUCCAUAAUUGCUAAACAGCAAGUAAUUGAAACAAAGAUGAUCGAAGAUUUGGUGGAAGGAGAAAGUGGGACACCAGAUUUUAUUAUUUAUGGUGCAAAUCUGACUUUUAUUGACAUGGAAGGGGUUCCAUUGUAUGAGUUGGAGCUGAAGGAUCAAAAGCCCAUUCAUGUAGACUUCAGUAUUGAUGGUGUAGGUGAUGAAGGAGCAGUGCUGGUGCUUCAGUGUCCACAAAAAACUUAUGGCAGUGGUGGAAGUGGAGGAAAAAUGGUAAUGCUCAUUCUACCAGAAGAUCAGAUCUCUCCACUUCGGGAGGCACUGGAGAGUGCAUGGGGUAUUGCUUAAGAAGACAUGAGAAUUUUCUCUGUCCAGAAUAAAUGUAAAAUUCUCAAAAUAAAGGCACCAUAGGGAGGUGAAAGACAAGAUAAGCUGCCAAUUGUUGAUUAAUUAUCUAAGCAUGCUGGAUGAAUCAGUAGGGUUUAAUUUUGCUUGCAUAACAGGUUUUCAAGUUGUAAAGCUUCAAUAAAGAAAUCCUGGCCAUUGUCAAUGUAAUGCAUGUUUUAUGUUAAAUAUAAAUUAGAAGUGGUUUAUGUAAACUAUAUUAUGUUAUGGAAACAAUGACAAUGACAUCAUGUUUCAAAAAGUAUGUAGAGUAUCAAACAUUAAGAAGCUUAUGAGUGAUACCUGCGUUCA
Messenger RNA from Elaeis guineensis (African oil palm), 1220 nucleotides. NCBI's taxonomy places the organism in Eukaryota, Viridiplantae, Streptophyta, Magnoliopsida, Arecales, Arecaceae. The record is from RefSeq and is a predicted model, not a curated record.